Molecule: messenger RNA, 3971 nt
Organism: Momordica charantia (bitter melon)
Lineage: Eukaryota; Viridiplantae; Streptophyta; Magnoliopsida; Cucurbitales; Cucurbitaceae
Gene: SPA2
Product: SPA1-related 2
Biological process (GO): photomorphogenesis; protein phosphorylation
Molecular function (GO): ATP binding; protein kinase activity; protein binding
Source: RefSeq, a predicted model, not a curated record
GAAAGCGAGGCAAAAAGAUAUUUUGUUUUCUGCUUUCUAUCAGCUGUCACACGCAUCUCUCUCUAUUUUCUAGGGUUUCUGCUCUGCUUAAUUUCUGGUUUAUCUUCUGCGCUUUUAUUGCUUUGGUGUGCUUCUCAGCUCGUCGGAUAAUUGCUGAAGUAGAUUGUUAGUUGAACUUUUUUUCUUAAUUAUUACUUUUUUUUUUCUGGCGGGGAAUUCAUUACUGUUUGGCUGCUGGGAAAGUGAAGAUGAAUUAUGGAUGGAGGUGGCAGUUUUUAUAUUGCAGUUCUUCUGUUUCCGUUUUGAUAGAUGGAGAGAAUUCGUGCUGGGGGCAGGUUCGAGCAGGGCAAUCAAGUAUGUGAUAGAAUGAAGUUAGUCUGGAGAGGAUGGAAGAAGUGAGCGAGGAAAUGAUGCUAUUGGACGCAACAGAGGAUGUGCACGUCCAAAAUAAGGUUAGGCAAGAUGCUCAGGAGGGUGAUUAUAUGCUGAAACCUGAAAAUGGCAACAUGGUUGAAUCACAAGAAAUGCUUAUACCUAUUGACGGUGGCUAUUCACAGGAUUAUCCUCAUGAAUUUACUGACAUUUUAGAGGGUAAGAAUCUGAAUAGGUGUAUAAGCAAUGUGAAAGUAUCCGAUCAACCGGAGUGCAGUCCUCACUGUAUGGAUGAUGCUGGUGUGAUGGUCGAAGAGCUAACAUUGAGAAAUCACAAUGGUUCCAAUUUAGCAAUUAUUGGUACAUCAAACAAUAGAGCGCGGCUGCUUUCUAGGCAUAGUCAGUGGCAACAUCUUUACCAGCUGGCAAGUGGUUCAGGAAGUGGGAGUUCACGUAUUGAUACUUCUUACAAGAACAAUGGUCAGGCAGUAUCCACUGGCUUGGAUAAUGGUGGGUACACAUCUUUUCCUGAGGGUUUUGCUGGAAAAGUCAGUCAUAAUGAUUGUGGAGAAGAAUUGGUAGAAAUGAAGGCUAAUGACAAUAAGGGUGGUGAUACUCAUGGCAGCAUUCGGACCAAGAUUCUAUCAAAAUCAGGCUUUCCUGAAUUUUUUGUUAAAAAUACCUUGAAAGGCAAGGGUAUCAUUCAUAGAGGUGUACCACUGGAGGGCCUUAAUGUUGAACAUAGAAACCCUAAGAAUGUGAGGAAUGCUGGGGGUAUUACAUUGGCAUCUGACUCAUCAUUACAGCAUGAGGUUAAAACUGUCAUGCCCCCUUUGUAUAAGAAAUCUGAGCGUCAACUUCGGGGUUCUGCUUUAGAUGGGAUUAGUCUGAGAGAAUGGCUUAAAGUUCCCCACCACAAAGUAAAUAAAAUUGAAUGCUUGUAUAUAUUUAGGCACAUAGUUGAACUGGUGGAUCAUUCUCAUGCUCGGGGGGUUUUGUUUCAUGACUUACGUCCAUCUUCUUUCAGGAUAUUGACGAAAAAUCAGGUGAGGUACUUUGGAUCUUUUAUUCAAGGGAAAAUCUCAGAAAGUCUUAUGGUUAAAGAUAGUCAGUAUUCAGACAGCCGUCUGAUUCGGAAAAGGCCAUUAGAGCAGGGAAACUUUUUGUCAUUUGGUGCAUCUUCGAAAAAGCAAAAAAAUGUCCAGAAUACGAGUCUUAUGGCCCGGCACUCUCAUUUUGCUUUUAAAUCUGGUGCCAUUCUUGAAACUGCAAAUACUAGGGACUGCAAGAAUGAACAUUUCGUAGAACAGGGGGUUUGGAGCAAGCCUGCUGGCCCUUGUGCGUAUAAUUCUGCUCAGACUCCAGUAAGUGACCAAUUGGAAGAGAAGUGGUAUGCAAGUCCAGAGGAACUUGAUGCGGGAUGCUGCUCAGCUAAAUCAAAUAUAUUCUCUCUUGGUGUUCUUCUUUUUGAGUUACUCGGGAAGUUUGAAUCAGAUGGCGCACUUGCUGCAGCAAUGUCAGAUUUGCGUGAGAGGAUUCUUCCUCCUAACUUUAUAGCAGAGAAUUUGAAGGAAGUUGGGUUCUGUCUUUGGCUAAUUCAUCCUGAACCCGCAUCUCGUCCGACGACAAGGGAAAUUUUAGAAUCAGAAAUAAUUAAUGGAAUGGCAAGUUUUACGGCAGCAGAAAUUUCAACAUCUAUUGACGAGGAAGAGGCUGAAUCGGAGUUAUUAUUGCAGUUUCUCGCAUCAUUGAAUGAACAGAAGCAGAAACAAGCCUCAAAGUUGGUGGAUAAUAUUCGGUAUCUAGAAUCAGAUAUUGAAGAAGUCAAUAAAAGACGCAGUUCAGCCAAACCCUUGGAUAAAUCUGGCUUGUGUAAUACCCUGGAUCAAAGGGAUGAUUUGAUCUUUCGUGGAGGAUAUAUAAGUUCAGAUGUGCGCCCUCAGGUGACGAUAUCACAUAUUAAUGAAGAGAGAAUAGCAAAGAAUAUAAGUCAACUUGAAAGUGCUUAUUUUUCCAUGCGAUCAAAAGUCAAUCCUUCUGAGAAUGAUAGAGCAAUACGGACAGAUAAAGAUUUAUUGAGAACUCGUGAGAACUGCUAUCUAACACAAAAAGAUGAUGAGAGGAGUCAUGGUGAUCGUUUAGGUGUCUUUUUUGAUGGGUUUUGCAAGUAUUCUCGUUAUAGUAAGUUUGAAGUACGUGGGGUACUAAGAAAUGGCGAUUUCAACAGUUCCUCGAAUGUAAUCUGUUCCUUGAGUUUUGAUCGGGACGAGGACUAUUUUGCUGCUGCUGGAGUGUCAAAGAAAAUAAGGAUAUUUGAGUUUAAUUCACUCUUUAAUGAGUCAGUGGAUAUUCAUUAUCCUGCAGUUGAAAUGUUUAACAGAUCAAAGCUUAGCUGUAUUUGCUGGAAUAGCUACAUCAGGAACUAUCUGGCUUCAACUGAUUAUGAUGGUGCUGUUAAGUUAUGGGAUGCAACUGUAGGUCAAGAGGUUACUCAAUUCAAUGAACAUGAGAAGAGGGCAUGGUCUGUUGACUUUUCCCAAGUGCAUCCUACGAAAUUGGCCAGUGGAAGUGAUGAUUGUGCUGUAAAACUUUGGAGUAUUAAUGAGAAGAACUGUUUGAGCACUAUCAGGAACAUUGCAAAUGUCUGCUGCGUUCAGUUCUCUGCUCAUUCAACUCAUUUGCUGGCUUUUGGGUCUGCUGAUUACAGAACCUACUGCUUCGAUCUUCGGAAUACUAAAGCCCCCUGGUGUGUAUUGGGUGGCCAUGAGAAAGCUGUAAGCUAUGUGAAAUUCUUGGACUCGGAGACCCUUGUUUCUGCAUCCACCGACAACACGUUGAAGCUAUGGGAUCUCAAUAGAACCAAUCCUACCGGCUUGUCUACCAAUGCUUGCAGUUUAACUCUCAGUGGUCACACUAAUGAAAAGAACUUUGUGGGUUUAUCCGUUUCCAAUGGCUACAUUGCUUGUGGUUCAGAAACAAAUGAGGUAUAUGCUUACCAUAGGUCUCUGCCAAUGCCAAUGACUUCCUCUAAGUUUGGUUCUAUUGACCCGAUUUCUGGAAAAGAGACCGAGGACGACAAUGGACAGUUUGUUUCAAGCGUAUGCUGGAGAGGAAAAUCCGACAUGGUUGUGGCAGCCAAUUCGAGUGGGUGUAUAAAAGUACUCCAAAUGGUUUGAUGAGUGUGAAAACUGAUCCUCUGAGAUAACUCGACCAAUAUGGUCAUCUUCAAUCGCUUUACAGCUCGUGAAUUUGACAGAAUAUCUGAACUGAAGCCCAAUUCUGAGACUAAACAUAAAAAUGGUAACAGCACUUACAUUUUUCUUCUCAUAUUUCCAUUCUUCCACGCGUUCCCCUCUUCAGUUGAGCCCAUAUGAUUGAAAAGCUGCCUCAGAUUUUUUAGUGACUGUAUAUAUUAAAAAAAGAAAAGAAAUAUAUAUGUCUCUGAAGUCUCAAACACUGGUUCUAACUGAUAAUUUAUUCAAUUCUUUUCGUGAUUGUAAUUUUACCCAACAGCUAGUUAUAAAAGCUGCAUUAAGAAGCAGAAUGGUUGCCAUAUUGAGAUUGAACACUUGCUAUCUGGUUUGUGAUUUUCUCCUUAA